This is a messenger RNA of Tricharina praecox, 1782 nucleotides long. RefSeq names its product major facilitator superfamily domain-containing protein. Gene Ontology annotation, molecular function: transmembrane transporter activity. NCBI's taxonomy places the organism in Eukaryota, Fungi, Ascomycota, Pezizomycetes, Pezizales, Pyronemataceae. Bases 98 to 1684 code for a protein of 528 amino acids. The record is from RefSeq and is a predicted model, not a curated record. The transcript is spliced from 2 exons. Gene Ontology annotation, biological process: transmembrane transport.
UCUCUCUUCUUCUUCUCUUUAUCUGAGUUGCCGUGGCGGUCGUUGAUAUAGUUUUCGGCCAGUGUUGUACCUACUAAAGUAUAGACUACCAUGCUUGAUGAUGUCCGCUUCACCCCAAUCAAAAAAAUCACUCCUACACUCGCGGCAACGAUCGCGAUCCCGAUCGAUAUCGCCUUCGCCAUCCUCUCCUUCGGACCUCAACUAUACCACCGCGUCAUCCAAUGAACUCGCCCAAGUCCCCAUCCCAGCUCCAGCGAGCUGGCUCACCCUCCCGCACAAACGCCAACUCUUCGUCCUCGCGCUCUGUCGACUGAGCGAGCCCCUCACCAAUACCUCACUGCUAAGCUACCUCUACUUCCUGAUCGAGUCCUUCCACUCGCCGGGCACGGCGCCUCCAUCCGCGGCGACCAUCGCGCGUCGCGCCGGAAUCCUCGCCUCCUCAUUCGCGCUUUCGCAAUGUCUCACGGGGAUGGUAUGGGGACGGCUAUCAGACCACAUCGGACGCAAGCCAUGUGUUCUCCUCGGGCUGCUCGGCAGCGCGCUCUCGAUCCUCGGCUUUGGCUUCUCGGAGACGUUUGAGAGCGCUCUGAUGUUCCGCGUGCUGGCCGGCUGUCUGAACGGGAAUGUGGGCGUGCUGAGGACUAUGCUGAGCGAGACCAUACGCGAGAAGAGGCAUCAGAGCCGUGCGUUCCUCAUCAUGCCUAUGUGCUUCAACGUAGGCAUCAUCCUUGGCCCCGCGUUGGGCGGCGUCCUCGCUGAUCCGGCGAGCUCGUGGCCGGAGGUCUUUGGGAAUUGGGAGUGGUGCCACAGGCAUAGGUGGGCGCUGCCGAAUGUGGUCAGCGCCAUGUUCUUGAUGGGGAGCUUUAUUGCGGGACUGAUGUUCCUGGACGAGACGCUGGAAAGCAAGAAGCAUCGCAGCCUCAGUCGCGACGUACAAUCCUUCCUAUCGCGUCAAUUCCAUCGUCUACGCGGGGAUCAAACAGAUGAGACCUCGCCCCUCAUCGCCAAGCCAGCCACACCACCGCCGCCGUCCCCACCGCGCAAAAUCCUGACUCCCAACAUAAUCAAGACGUUAUUUUCGUUUAUGCUCCUGCCGCUGCACAACAGCACGUUCAUGAACCUGUACCCACUGUUACUCUCAGCGCCGCACGGCACACCUCUGCACGGCGGGCUCUCGCUCUCUGCGCAGUCCGUAGGCCUCGCGCUAUCGAUCCUCGGCGCCGUCGGAAUCGCCUUCCAGCUCCUCCUGUACCCGCCGCUGCAAGCACACUUUGGCCUCCUCCGCUCGUUCCAGCUCGGCUGCUGCCUCUUCCCGGUAGCAUACAUGCUCACCCCGUUCCUGUCGUUCCUCAGCCCGGGCUCUACGGUCAUGUGGGCCGGCAUCAUGGGGAUCCUCGGGAUGCAAGUAGCCGCGCGAACGUUUGCGCUCCCUGGCAGCGUGAUAUUGCUGACCAAUAGUGUCGAGGAGGAGGGCGUGCUCGGCACUGUCCACGGCAUCGGAAGCAGCCUGGCGAGUGCCGGGAGAGCCGUAGGGCCUGUGAUGGGCGCGUGGCUGUUUGCCGUCGGACUCGAGGGCAGUGGCGGGAUGGGCAUCGGCGGCGUAUUUUGGGGGCUAGCGACAGUCGCUGCUACUGGUGCCGUGUGGGGGCUGAGGCUGAAGGAGGGGAGGGGGUUGGGCGUGUAGAUUUCACAGUUCGAUCUAGAGGACACCGACAAAGACAUUCAUAGAGUAGAGUAGAGUAGAGUAACCGAAACAAAACAUACCAGUACCAAAGUACGGGC